Messenger RNA from Entrophospora sp. SA101, 336 nucleotides. NCBI's taxonomy places the organism in Eukaryota, Fungi, Glomeromycota, Glomeromycetes, Entrophosporales, Entrophosporaceae. The record is from the annotation of a GenBank genome assembly.
AUGAAUUUACAAGGUCAUACAGGUGGAUGUGUCCCUAAGAAUGAUGCAGUUGUAUAUCAAGACAAGUCAGCAACUAUUUUAUAUGAACAAUCUUACAGCCCAAAAGAAUACACUCUGUCACACUAUUUAGGUGACUUUUCUAAGCUUGCACAUAAUAGCGUUGAUUAUUUAAAUUAUCACUUUACACAAUAUGAAUAUAAUGUUUCGGUGUAUGUUACAGAUAUUAUUUGUAUUAAAACAUAUAGAAUAUAUGAAGUAUUAAGUUUUAGAAUACCAAUAUCUUAUUCUGAAAGAUGGAAUUUGUUUCAUAUUGCAAAAUUCGGUGCUCUUUUGGAG